AUGGCUUUGAGAGGCGUUUGGCAAUUACAAAAGCUGAUUGUGAGUUACUGUAAUUGGGGAGGCAGUAGCAGGGGUAUCAGGGAAUUUAUGGAAUCUCAAUUGCCAGCAUUUAAAGAGAAAAAUCCUCAGCUCGAGGUGAUCAACGAACUCAAUCGUGGUCAUCAUCCAUUUCUGAAGGGUUUAUACAAGAACAAGAACGAGCGAGUUGUAUGCGUUAAGAAUAUGACUCCUGAGGAAGUACACCAGUGCGCAACCAGGCUAAGGAAUGCACUGGGACGAAAGGUGGUGAAGCUGAAGACAAGACACGUUACAAAACAUCCUAGUGUUCAAGGAGGACGAGGAGGUGAUGCUAGUAUUGGAUCUACAAUUGGUUUGAAGGAGGAGGAGGAGGAGGUCUCAAUGGUGGUGGUGGUGGUGGUGGUGGGUGGGUGCAGCAAAGCAACACCACCUUAUUCAGCAGCUAUUCUCUUAAUUUUCAGGUACAGAAAGAGAAGGAUUUGA
Fraxinus pennsylvanica is the source of this 501-nucleotide messenger RNA. The record is from the annotation of a GenBank genome assembly. NCBI's taxonomy places the organism in Eukaryota, Viridiplantae, Streptophyta, Magnoliopsida, Lamiales, Oleaceae.